This is a messenger RNA of Aaosphaeria arxii CBS 175.79, 1612 nucleotides long. RefSeq names its product MFS multidrug transporter. The coding region runs from base 1 to 1560 and encodes 519 amino acids. The transcript is spliced from 14 exons. Gene Ontology annotation, biological process: transmembrane transport. Lineage: Eukaryota; Fungi; Ascomycota; Dothideomycetes; Pleosporales. The record is from RefSeq and is a predicted model, not a curated record. Gene Ontology annotation, molecular function: transmembrane transporter activity.
AUGGAAGACCCUCGAAUAAGAGCCAGCUCCGGCAGCACGUUGCAAGCCAAGUCAGAGGGCGCGCAGGAUGCCGUUUCAGUCGCAGCAGUGGGGAGCAACGAGCCUCUGGUUGUCGAUGGAAAGGUAGUAUUGCGUGAAGAAGAUGCCUUCGACAAGACAGCGUAUGCGUGGAGCCCCAGGAGAAAAUGGAUCAUGCUCACUAUCGUUGCUAUAUGUCAAACAAGUAUGAACUUCAAUGCCGCAAUCUAUUCCAAUGCCGUUGAAGGCAUCAACAAAGAGUUUGGAGUCCAUAACGCUAGACAUGGUAUGGUGGCAUUUCUUGUCGCGUAUGCAUUUGGUUGCGAGCUCUGGGCACCCUGGUCGGAAGAAUUGGGACGAUAUGGAAUUAUGCAAACGUCCCUCAUUCUUGUGAAUGCAUCUAUUUUAAUUUGCGCUCGAAGCACGAGCUUUCCCAUGAUGAUUGGGGGUCGAGUGCUUGGAGGAUUGUCAUCUGCUGGUGGCUCUGUCACCCUAGGCAUGGUAGCCGAUAUGUUCUCGACAGAUGAUCAACAGCCAGCUGUGCUUUGGGCUUCUCUUUGGUCGUGCCUGGGUGCAGUCAUUGGUGGCAUUUGUGGAGGACCCCUCGAACAGUAUGCCCCGUGGAGGUGGAUUUUCUAUGCCCAGUUGGUCUUCGGUCUGAUCACGCAGGUUCUCCACGCAUCCAUUGCCCGGGAGUCUCGAUCGACCUUACUUCUCGAUAGAGACGCCAGACGGCAGCGUAAGCUAGGUGUUGAUGUAUGGGGACCUAACGAAGUUAGGACUGUUCGGGAGCGCUGGGAUCCAAGGAGGAUAUUCACAACGAUGUAUCGCCCAUACCAUAUGCUGGCGACCGAGCCCAUUGUGUUUCUACUGUCACUUCUUAGCGGCUUCGCUGAUAUGCUCAUCUUCAUGUUCUUCGAGAGCUACGGAUAUGUUUUCGAGCGAUGGGGAUUCACUCCAACCCAGAGAAGCUAUGCUCUCAUUGCACUUGCGCUCAGUUACGUCCUUUCAUACCUUUCAUUCUUCCCGGUUAUCAAACGCCACAAUGCUAGGCGAAGGAGCGGAGAGACCCUGGCGCCCGAGACAAGACUCUGGUGGCUCCUAUUUCAGUGUGUAUUGCUUCCCAUAGGACUCCUGGGAGGGGCCUUCGCUGCCGCAGGCCCGCCUUUGCAUUGGUCAGGUUUUAUUGUAUUUUCUUGCUGUAUUGGAGCAGCUAAUUUUGCGAUAUACUAUGCCACUGUCGACUACAUGGUUGCCGCAUAUGGAGAGUACUCAGCGUCGGCUACUGGUGGAAAUGGGUUUGCAAGGGACUUCCUCGCUGGUCUCUGUGCCAUCUACACAGGUCCAAUGUACCGUGCGCUCGGUGUCCGGAACUCUAUGCUUGUGCUCUUCGGCUUUGGCUUUCUCUUCUGCAUCCCCGUGUUCGUUUUCUAUCUACGGGGCCCUGCGAUCCGAAAGAGAAGCAAGUUCGCGCAGAAGAUAGCCAGGGAUAGGGAAGACAGAGACUUGAACAUGGCAGCUGCAGCUAAUGCGACCUCGUAAUGCGCCAAAUGAGACGCGGACGUAACGUCGUCAAUAACCCCCGUAGACCGGG